CGUCGUUCGGUGCAAUAUGUGGCCAUUGACGGAAAACACCGAGCCUCAGCGGAAAGUGUUCGUACUUCUGACUACACGUGCACACCAAAACAACAAACUAUCCGUCAAAACGUGAUUGCAAGUGUUUUCCGUAAGAAGCAAACAUGGGGAAAAACAGAAAAAAGGGUAAGAAGAAAAAAACCUGCCCCAUUGAUCCUGUAGAGGAGCAGUUCAAGGGGGCGCCACACUCAUUUGUGUUUCAUCGAGGCCAUGUGGGGAAGAAUGUCAAACAGCUGGUGGCUGACACUCGCCUUCUGAUGGAACCCUUCACCGCAAAAAACCUUCAGGUGCGAAAAAAGAAUGUGCUGAAAGACUUUGUUAAUGUUGCGGGGAUGCUGCAUGUUACACAUUUCAUGAUCUUCACAAAAACUGACGUUGGUGUGUACAUGAGACUUUGUCGCCUUCCUCGGGGACCUACACUGACCUUCAAAGUGCACAACUAUUGUCUUGCAAAGGACGUGAUAUCAUCUCUACGCAAGCCUAAUCUUGAGCAAAUGCAGUUUAUGCACCAUCCUCUGGUGGUGAUGAACAAUUUCUCGGGCGAGGAAAAUCACAUCAAACUUAUGUCAUCAAUGUUCCAGAAUUUGUUUCCAUCUAUAAACAUACAUAAGGUGAAACUGAAUGAUGUGAAGCGCUGUGUGAUGGUGAACUAUCACUCGGACUCCCACCUACUGGACUUCAGACACUUCAACAUCAAGGUGGUGCCAGUGGGAAUGAGUCGGGGAGUUAAGAAGCUUGUGCAGUCUAGAGUGCCCAACCUUGGAAAGUAUGGGGACAUCAGUGAAUACAUGACCAGGGCUGGGUAUUCAUCGGAGAGUGAGGUGGAGCUGGACGGGCCCAUGAAUGAGGUGGUCCUACCACAGCACAUACGUAGUCGUGGUAACAUCAAGUCUGCCAAGAGUGCUGUCAGGUUGACAGAGCUGGGCCCCCGGCUGACCCUAGAGCUGGUGAAGAUAGAGGAGGGUAUAUGUGAGGGGCCUGUACUGUACCACGCCUUCAUCACACGCACACAGGCAGAGCUUGCUCAACAGGCAGCACUCAGAGACAAGAAACAGAAGUUAAAGGAGGCGCGUCGUCAGCAGCAGGCAGCCAACGUGGCACGUAAGGAGGAGGAGAAGGGGCAGCACAAGGAGAGAAGCUUGGAGGGGAUCAGGAGGAUACUGCAGGAAGAGAAGGGGGAUGAGGCGGUGGAAGAGCCAAACAUGCCAGACUCUGAUGAAGGAGAUGAUGAUGUAGAGUACUUCAAACAAGAAGUGGGACAGAUGCCAGAUAAAGAUUCUUUUAUUCCUGGUGGAGUGAAACGCAAGAAACAGCAAAAGUCACACAGUCCAGCAAAAAUGAAGAAAAUUGACAGUUCUAAUAAACUGUCAAAACUAGUUACAGAUAGAAAAGAUGUUAAAUUCAAUAAGGUUAAAAAUAUGGACAGUAAAACUGAUUCAGUAGUCAAAGGCAAAGGACAGAAUGACAAAAACAAUCAGUCCAAACGGGCCAAUAUGACGCCCAUGCAGAAAAUGAUGGAAAGAAAGAAAAAAAAGAAAAAAAUGAAGGAAAAGAAAAAGACGCUAAAGAUGAGAAAGGGUGGGAAGAAAAAAUGAAGGCAAUAUUAAUGAUGUGGCAAAACUGUUGUCGUUUAAUCGUUUUGAAAUAAAGACAUAGGUUAUAUGUAUAACAUGGUAUUUUGUGGUUCAAAUCCAGAAUAAGAUGCUUGAAUGUGAAGUCAAAAGUUAACAUCUUCUUGUAUUAAAAUGACCACACUAUUAA
Molecule: messenger RNA, 1800 nt
Organism: Dreissena polymorpha
Lineage: Eukaryota; Metazoa; Mollusca; Bivalvia; Myida; Dreissenidae
Product: suppressor of SWI4 1 homolog
Exons: 10
Coding region: 144-1634 (496 amino acids)
Biological process (GO): ribosomal large subunit assembly; rRNA processing
Cellular component (GO): preribosome, large subunit precursor
Molecular function (GO): rRNA binding
Source: RefSeq, a predicted model, not a curated record